CAAAAAAGUCAAGGGAGCGCACUCUUCUGACGACUGGCCCAAGAGGUCAAAUUCUACUCGGCACCAACUUUCAACACCAUGUUAACAUACGUAUUUCGAGACAGUGCGAUGGAGCUGUCCAGAUGUCUGCUGCGACGAACAAGUGUUAUGGCUGGAUUUGGGAGAACAGAGACUAUUCGUACCGUUGGUUCUUCAGCAGCAUUUGUAGAGUUGACUAGCAGGCGGUACCCUGGACUCCAGAGGGGCCACUUCGCAUCUUUGACAGACGCAGAUGCAGCAAACAUCGAGCGAUUGGUGUCUGGAAGAGUUCUUACCGAUCUUUCAGAAUUAGAGGGCUAUAACAUGGACUGGAUGAAAACUCUUAGAGGGUCGAGCAAAUUGGUUGUCCGACCAAAAUCAACAGAGGAAGUUGCUGCGGUUUUGCGAUACUGCAAUGACAGACGUUUGGCAGUGGUUCCACAGGGAGGGAACACAGGCCUAGUUGGCGGCAGCAUACCAGUCUUUGAUGAAAUCAUUAUCUCUACACAGCUUAUGAAUAAUAUCAUCAACAUGGAUGAUGUUUCUGGAAUAUUGGUAUGUCAAGCUGGCUGUGUGCUUGGAAAACUUGAUGACUAUGUUAAAGAGUAUGGGUUCACUAUGCCGUUGGAUCUUGGUGCUAAAGGUAGCUGUCACAUCGGGGGCAAUCUUGCAACCAAUGCUGGGGGACUGCGGCUCCUUCGAUAUGGGUCAUUGCAUGGAAAUGUGCUUGGCCUUGAAGUGGUGCUUCCAAAUGGGGAAAUACUGGAUUGUUUGUCAACUCUUCGCAAAGACAACACAGGAUAUGAUCUAAAACAGCUUUUCGUAGGGUCAGAAGGUACCCUGGGAAUCAUCACUGCUGCCUCCAUAUUAUGUCCUCAGCAGCCCAAUGCUGUCAAUGUUGCCUUGCUUGGUGUUCCAACUUUUAAAGGUGUGAUGAAUAUAUUCAAAAAAGCCAAAGUUCACCUUGGAGAAAUUCUGUCAGCCUUUGAAUUGAUGGACAGGGAAUCAAUGGAAAUGGUGACAGAAAACCUAAAGCUUUCAAAUCCAAUAACAUCUAGUCGCUUCUAUGCCCUUAUUGAAACUUCAGGCUCCAACAAGGACCAUGAUGAAGAAAAGAUAUCAUCUUUACUUGAAACCCUGCUGAAUAGUGGGCAAAUAACAGAUGGGACACUGGCUACAGACGAAUCCAAAAUCCAGGCAGUAUGGUCGCUACGAGAAAGACUAGCAGAAGGCUUGCUUUGUGAUGGCUAUUGCUAUAAAUAUGAUGUGUCACUUCCGCUGUCAGUUUGGUAUGACGUUGUAGAGGAGAUGAGAAAACGUUUGGAGGGGGCUGCAACACAUGUAGUUGCAUAUGGCCAUGUUGGUGAUGGAAACCUUCAUUUCAAUGUCACAUCCCCUGUAUACAGCCAGGAAACGAUGGAUCUUAUUGAACCAUACUUUUAUGACUUGGUGGCCAAGUACAAAGGUUGUGUCAGUGCAGAACACGGUUUGGGCUUUAGAAAAAAGGAUUUCAUAUACCACAGCAAAUCUACAUCUGCUGUUUCCCUGAUGAAGAUGGUCAAAAACCUAAUAGAUCCCAAGGGAAUCAUGAACCCUUACAAACUAUUGCCAACAAAAUAACUAGGGUCUUCCAUCAUUAGUAUAUUAAAAUUAAUGUACUGCCCUAGGAAGAUAACAAUAAGAAAUAAAAAUUAAAAAAUAAUAGAAUCAAAUCUAUAUAGAAUGACCCAAAGUUUAUUCUGCUUCUGUACCCUAGUGGUUAGUGUGCUCAGUUUUAGAGCAGGUUGCUACCUGGAAAACUCUCUCUACCCAUCCAGCAGCAGUGGGUACAAGAUUCAUCAGGGAAGGUAAAUAAUGACAAAAGAGGGGUGUGUUUCCCCUUUCAGUGCUUUGUGCUAGACACAGCCAAUAACAUUUCAAACAUCCACCCUUGACAUCUAUUAGGUUCUAGGACUUGUAUCAUUUUGUGGUGGGUAGAGAGAUCCAGGGAUUGCCAGGGGUGUCACUGGCAUCAUCUAGCAUGAGAAAGACCUUGUCAAAGUGAAGAUUAGGACAGACAA
Messenger RNA from Pomacea canaliculata, 2078 nucleotides. Its product is annotated as D-2-hydroxyglutarate dehydrogenase, mitochondrial-like. The transcript is spliced from 7 exons. Lineage: Eukaryota; Metazoa; Mollusca; Gastropoda; Architaenioglossa; Ampullariidae. Gene Ontology annotation, cellular component: mitochondrion. The record is from RefSeq and is a predicted model, not a curated record. Gene Ontology annotation, molecular function: catalytic activity; FAD binding. The coding region runs from base 79 to 1638 and encodes 519 amino acids.